Molecule: messenger RNA, 1606 nt
Organism: Effrenium voratum
Lineage: Eukaryota; Dinophyceae; Suessiales; Symbiodiniaceae
Source: the annotation of a GenBank genome assembly
GUUUCUGCCCUAGCCUCAAGCUGGAUUUCUGGUUUUGAUCUAUUCAGCAUGAUGCAUGGGCCGACGCUCUCUGCAACGAGAUUGGCAUGCUGCCAUCAAUGCGCUGGCGGUGCACGCGCAGCGCCGCAUCCAACCUGCGCGCGCUGCGAGCUCCUUGGGCGGCGCCUGCGCGGCGGUGGCGCGCGCGCGACGCUGGGAGCGUGUGCAGCGUCUCCUGGGAACCUUAGCCAUCCGGAGCGUGCGAUGCGAUACUCGGUUCCUGGGAUCUUGGCUCAGCGCCCACCUCAGCCCCGCGCCGCAUGUCGCCCCGAUCCCCGGCCCGGGCGCAACCUGGCGCCUGGGGCUCGACCUGGGCCGCGCGGAGUGGGCCAAGGCGAAGCCGGGAGAUGCGGUGCUGCAGGGCACGGCCAUGAACCUCGCACGAAGCGCAGGCCUUUGGGAGGCUGUGCUGCUGAUGCUGACCUGCGAGGACAUGGGCUGCGAAGUCAACACACUGCACACGGGCCUCGCCGUGGCAGCGGCCUCUGAAAAUAUGGCUGGGCACUGGCAGGCAGCGCUGGUGUUGCUGCAAUGGCAGGCGCAGCGGCAGAUCUCUUCCGACGCGGCGCUCGGUGGCUCGGCGGUAGCGGCGGUCUCUCGAAGCGCCAGGUGGCAGCUGGCAGCCGCGGUGGCGCAAGCCGAAGGACGGACCCUGUCGGUCAGCAAUGCUCUGCUUGGCGCUUUGAAAGCAGACAAGUGGCGGCUGGCGAGCGCAGAGCUUCGAGCCUUGGGCGCGCGGCUUCUGCGCCCGGAAGUGGCGACCUUGAAUCGGGCCUGCACCGCGCUGGCGCGACCCAAGUGGCGUUUGGCCUGGUGGCUCCUUUCAGCUUCCGUUUGGGACCUGGUCAGCUGCAACCUGGCGCUGCUGGUACUCAGCUUUCGUUUCUGGGGUCACUCGCUGGCCUUGCUGCGGGCCAUGCCGAGCAUGUCGCAUCCGCCAGACGCGACUUCCUUCGGCACAGUCAUCGAUGUUUGUGCGCGCGCGGGCGAGCGGAAGCUCGCCGAGGAGCUGCUGGGAGAGUCCAAGGCCGUAGGCGGGGGAGCCGUUUGCGCCUCUGCGGCUUUGCGGGGCCGGCCUUGGGCGGAGAACUGGGCGCUGCUCUGCGCCUUUGGCGCUGCGAAUUCUGAUGACCCAGCGCUGGCCAAUGCGGCCAUGGGUGGCGCCGCCUGGCGCGAAGCCUUGUUUUUGCUGAUCACCUUGGGCCCCCACGCUACGUCGCUCAGCUUCGGCUCUGCCUGCGCGGCGCGGGGCCUUCCCUGGCGCCAGAGCCUCCGCUUGCUGCGCAGCGCGGCAAACAGGCCCAACUGCCUCGUCUGGGCUCGGUCUCCGGGUCGCAGACGCCUGGAGCUGGCGCCGCCCUUCGCGGCGGCCGCGGCGAAAUGUUGCCGAAGCCAACUUCGCUGGCGCCAGGUCGUGACGCUGCAGGCCCUCGGCGGACCUUGGGACGUGCCCUGCGCGGAGCUGGCCGCGAGCUGCAGCUGGGGCGCCCGCUCGCUGCGAAGCCUUGCCAGGCUGUUGGAUGACAUCAGCGGCGCCGGCUUGAGUGCAGUGCAGCUACUUUGAGAA